Molecule: messenger RNA, 1704 nt
Organism: Pneumocystis jirovecii RU7
Lineage: Eukaryota; Fungi; Ascomycota; Pneumocystomycetes; Pneumocystales; Pneumocystaceae
Exons: 3
Coding region: 1-1704 (567 amino acids)
Biological process (GO): small GTPase-mediated signal transduction
Cellular component (GO): cytoplasm
Molecular function (GO): GTPase activator activity
Source: RefSeq, a predicted model, not a curated record
AUGUCGUCAGAAGAAUCAAUUUAUUCAAUAUCAACUAUUUCAAAGCAAUCCAACAGUGAAAAUAUAGAUUUCAUUUCAGAAUACAAUUCAUUGGCUGAAAAAUACAAAUUAGCAUAUUAUCCAAAAAUCAAUGAUGAAGAGAAUUACGAGGAGAAUCAUAUUUUUCAACAAAACAUACCAGAAACACCAAAAAAAUUAAUCAAAAAAUUAUAUAAACAUCAAAUAGAUCAUGCAUUAUUUCAUUCGUCAAAAUGGAUAGAAAAAAUAUUAAAAAACAAACAUAUAAAUAAGUCAUCUAACAUUGGGUCAAGAUUGAAAUCUAAACAAAACGCGUAUAAUAAAAAAUCUAUACAAAGUUCUGUAAAAAUAAACACAUCUAACAAGAUUAUUAAUUCAUCAGAAGAAUACUUUGAAAAUUAUUCUAAUGUCAAUUCUCAUGAAUCUUAUGGUAUACUUGGUAUUCCUUUGUCAUCUUUAAUUCAAGAGAUGGGUACAAGCCAUAUAACAAAUUUUCCGGAAAGUUUAAUGUUUAGUGAACACAAAGUUCCACUAAUAUUCAAAAUAUGUCUUGAAACACCCGGUCUUUUUAGAGUAAAUGGGUCACAAUCAGUUAUAAAAUCUUUUAUUGAGCACUUUUUAAAAAAUAAAUCCAAAAUAUCAUCUGAAAUAGAUAUUGAGAAUUUUAAAAUAACACCGAAUAUUCAUGAUUUUGCUAGCUUAAUAAAAAAACUACUAGUUGAAUUACCGGGUGGAAUUAUUGGAAAUAAAUUACAACUUCAAGCUCUUUUCCCCCUUUUAGAAGAUAGAGCGUCUGCUCGUAUUUUAAUGCCUCCUGAAGUACGUGCACGAAUGAUUGCAUUAGCCUUAUCUACAAUCGAAGACCAAAACAGGUUUUAUUUAGCUUGUGCAGUAUUUGCUCUUUUAAGAGCAGUAGCAACAUGUACAGAACAUAAGGAACGUUUUUUAAAUUACCCAAAAGACCUAAAUUAUAUGAAACCAGAAGCUCUUGGUCUAGUAUUUGCACCGACUUUAUUAGGGAAACAAACAAACUCUUCCAAUACUACAGAUACCAUAAAUAUAACAAUCUUGUCAGAUAAAGAGCGAGCAGGACAAUUAAAAGUUAUAAAAGAGGAAAAAGAAAAAGCUAGACAAAGUGCUAAAUUAAUUGAAACUAUAAUUGAUUAUUGGGAACAAAUAGUAGCACAUAUAAAAAUACUUCAUCCAUCUCUACAUGUCUCAAAACCUAAUAAAAAUACACAAAAAAUAGAGACAGAAAUAUCUAAAAAUAAAGAUUUUUAUAAAAAAAUUUAUGAUGAUAAUAAAGAAAACGUUGAUCCAACUAUAGAAGAUACAUUAGCUAAAUUAUCAUCUUUAAAUAAUAAUACAUUUACAACAGUAUGUACUAAUAUCCAAGAAACAAAUUUUAAUGAAAAACUUCCAAAAUUUACUAAAAACAUUAUAGAUGAAUCAGAAUAUCAAAAAAAAAUUACUAAUCUUAAAAACCAACUCGUUCUAACACAAAAAGAGAAAGAAGAAAUGCAAAUUCAUUUAGAAAUUAAAACCCAAGAAGCAGAAAGACUAUUUAGUAAAUGUCUUGAUUGGCAAAGAAAAUCAGAAGCUUGGCAAAAACGUGCUGAAACAGCAGAAAAAGAUCUAGAGGACUAUAAGAAUAACAAACAAAUAAAAUUAAUUGCAGAAUGGUAA